GUUAACACCGAUCUUUCCCAGUAGUAUCUCGUGCUAAUCCAUUCGUGCGAAACGGUGACGGACGCCGCAAUCACGAUGGGAAGCGAAAAGGAAGAAGUGGGGAACCAGGCAGAAGACAUCACAAACAUUGCCCUACAAGAGAAGCGUCUCGACAACUGUACAGAGAACACGUACAUGAUGAAGCCCACCCCGAAUGACGAGGAGGAGGAGGAGGAGAGGGAGACGUGGUCCAGCAAGGUCGACUUUCUGCUGUCCGUCGUCGGCUUUGCGGUCGAUCUCGCCAACGUCUGGCGUUUUCCCUACCUGUGUUACAAAAACGGUGGAGGAGCUUUCCUGAUACCAUACGUAUUAAUGUUGGUAAUGGGUGGAAUACCAUUGUUUUAUAUGGAACUUGCUCUAGGACAGUUUAAUCGAGCAGGGGCAAUAACUGUGUGGGGACGAAUAUGUCCAUUAUUUAAAGGUAUAGGAUGGUGUGUUGUUUUGAUAGCGUUUUACACUGACUUUUUCUACAACGUCAUUAUAGCAUGGUGUUUACAUUUCUUCAUCUCAUCGUUCACGCUAGACCUUCCAUGGCUGCACUGUCGCAACGAGUGGAAUACCCCGCUCUGCUACGACGGCAGCACGCCCGACAAUGUGACGGCCAACUAUUCUAUGUGGAGUAACUCGACGGCGACGAUGAGCUCGGUGUUUGUGGAGUCGAGUACGGGCGAGGUAGAUUAUACUGUGGUUCCAUACGGAGCCAACUUUACCAACAUCACGAUGGGCUCCACGAAGAAACGGACUCCAGCCCAGGAGUACUUCGAGCGAGGUAUGCUUCAGCUUCACAAAAGCCAAGGACUGUUUUCUGUGGGCGAACUCAACUGGCAGCUCGUCCUGUGUUUACUCGGGGUCUACAUCAUCUGUUACUUCAGUAUGUGGAAGGGGAUCCACACGUCCGGGAAGGUUGUAUGGUUCACCGCCCUGUUCCCUUACGCAGUUCUCUUGAUACUCAUGGGCCGAGGGGCGACUCUCCCGGGCGCCGCGGAGGGCGUGCGGUACUACCUUACACCGAACUUCACUAGACUAGCCAGCUCUGAGGUGUGGGUGGACGCGGCCACGCAGGUAUUCUUCUCGCUCGGUCCGGGUUUCGGAGUCCUGUUGGCGUACGCCAGCUACAACCCCAUCACCAACAACGUCUACAGGGACGCACUCAUCACAAGCGCUAUCAACUGUCUGACGAGUUUCUUCUCUGGUUUCGUCAUCUUCAUGAUCCUCGGCUACAUGGCACACAAGUCCCACCAACCGAUCAGCGAGGUGGCCACAGAAGGUCCUGGUCUUGUAUUUGUCGUCUACCCAGAAGCCAUAGCGACACUUCCUGGUGCGACAUUUUGGGCGCUGAUAUUCUUCUUGAUGUUGCUGACUCUUGGACUCGACAGUUCGUUCGGCGGCUCGGAGGCCAUAUUAACAGCGGUGGGAGACGAGUUCCCUGUCUUGAAGAGACACCGAGAGUUAUUUGUAGGCGGACUGUUUACUUUAUACUUCAUAGUCGGCUUGGCUAGUUGUUCGCAGGGUGGUGCGUACGUGGUCACACUGAUGGAUCGGUUUGCAGCGGGGUACUCCAUCCUAUUCGCCGUGUUCUUCGAGACAUUGGCAGUUUCCUGGGCCUACGGAGUUGUGAAAUUCUCAGAAGACAUUGAAGUAAUGGUUGGACACAAGCCAGGGAGAUACUGGUGGAUAUGUUGGAAAUUCGUGGCGCCGGUCUUUUUAGUUUUCAUCAUGAUAUUCGGCCUGGUGAACUACAAGCCACUUCGAUAUGACGAAUACGUGUACCCGUGGUCGGCAUCGCUGAUUGGCUGGGGCAUAGCCUCGUCCUCGAUCCUCUGCAUACCGUUGUAUGCAAUCUACCAGAUCAUCCGCGCUAAGGGCAGUUUGACAGAUAGACUGCAUUACUUGUUAACACCCCAGAACAAACGGGAGAUGAAGAUACACAACGCCAUGAUGCUCAAAGCUAACGGCGGAAUCGCCGGAGUACCAGUUUGAAGGGGCGACAACUGCCCUGGAUUACCUCACUUUGUAAUCAGCCAAUUUCAUAGGGGGCGCAUCGGUUUGUGGUGGACCAUUGCCGUCAUGAAAGGAGCGAGUCGUAGCGAGGAAAAGGAAGUGACCUAGUACUUAGUCUAGUGUAGAUUCGUUUCACAACACGUCCACCGUGUGAAUACUGAAAAGUAGUUAUGCAAGGUUGUUGUUUGUUUUUUUAUUGGUUGAUUGAUUUUUUUUUUUAAUCUAAGCGUGUACACCACCGUAAUCUGUAUAAAUACAGUGUAUUUUUUAUGUGGUCAAGUGCCUUAGAAUACAUCCAUUCGGAACACCUUGGCUCGUUCAGAAGAUAUUUUGAUGAAUAAAAUUGUAGUAUCGAUAGUUAUUGUGGCAGAAACAUUGUUAAUUCCUUAAAAGGAUUUUAAUAUACGUAACAGAACACCAAGACUAUGAUAAACUGUUUUUGUUUUAUCAUUAACAUUAGCAGUGCUACAACUACCAAGCCAGUUGUCUCCCUUCUGCACCACGUCAAUGUUUCCAGUCAUAACCGCAUACGGUUUUUAAUUUAAGUAACAGAACAAUAAGGCUAAUAUGAUAAACUUUGAUUUACCAGUAACGUCAUCAGUCCUGCAACUACCAAGGGAGUCGCCUCCGUUCUUCACCACGUCAGUGAUUCCAGUCAUAACCGCAUAAGGUUUUAAUUUAAGUAACAAAACACUAAGUCUGUGAUAAACUUUGUUUUACCAGUAACGUCAGCAGUGCUACAACUACCAAGGGAGUUCUCUCCCUUCUCCAGCCGUCCUUCACCGCUUCAACAAUUCCAAUCAUAUUUAUUCAGCAGUUUGUGUUACUUUCUAUUACUAAUGUCAUCACGAGAAAACAAGAUACCUGUGCCCUUUGUACAAUACGCAGUUCAAAAAAAGUAAUACAAUUAAUAUUUAUGUAUUGCUUAUUCAUAGCAAUCAACAUGGGGCUUACUGUCAAUUAACCAACCAAGAAUGCUAACCAGACAUACUUGUUACAUUAUCCCAGUUAUAUUAUUUUAUACGAUUCAUACAUACACACAGGCUCGAGUCUCGGCAACGACAUGAGACAAUUAAUUAUCCCCUGUGCCAGUGUGUUAAUAUCUAUGUUAAUACUAGUCAACCUCGACAUACAUACAAUAUAUAGAUAUUCGUACAUCCAUACAUCCAUACAUCCAUCAAUCCAUCCAUCCAUCCAUACAUACAUACAUACAUACAUACAUACAUUUAUAUAUAUCGACCACAACCAACCAUGGACAUUCAUUUUAGUCGAACCCAUCACUGAAAAAAUCUGUCCAAUCAUGUUACUUCACACCAAGUUUUAUUAGAAUGAGCUAAGGCGUUCUCAGCCAGAGCACCCCUGUCCACAUGUAUAUAGUAAAUAAGUAGAGUAGUAGAUAGUUUUUUGAUCGGUGACCAACCCUGCGUUGAGCGACAGCAAUAAACGCAAACGUUCGUCAACAGUGUGAUUGAUUCCCGAUGUGGACAUAAACCAUGUUAGCGAACGUUUUCAGGCUCUGUCUGUCUAAACGCAAAAAUGUAGAUAUAAUUACUAUAUUGAACUAGGAGAUUGUUUAUACUAUGUUCGUAUGUCAAUGCAUAAAUAGCAAUUUGUUCAGUCACCAUCCAUGUUAAUUAUCCAUGUUAAUUAUCCAUGUUAAUUGUCGUAAUUUAUGCUGCCGUAUUUUAGACGUGUUUCUAUUACUUUGCAGAGUGAAAGGAUGUACAUUUCUGUAUCAAUUAUGUGAUUAUAUUAUGUAAUAUUUAAAACAUCCAUUGGAUUCUGUCCUAUAUGGAGAUUUGAUUCGCAAUGCAAUAAUGGUUUUAUAGUUUCCAUCCCAUAUUUUGAUGUAUUUCAGACUUUUGGGGUAUGACGUUAGUCUUGUACAAAAAUCACUAUUUGAAAUACGAUUUUGGUGUUGUUAAAUGGGUAUGACGACUUGCAUGUUUAAAUAUUAAUCGAUGUUGUACUAUAAUUACUUGUAAAAUAAAAAUGGCCACCGAAUGUACAUAACUAAUUUAAAAAAAGGUAUAACAAAAGGGUGACGUCGCAAUUAAUGGCCGAAUUUACCCCACAAAUUUCAACCACAAUACGUUUCCAACUAACAAUUAAUUCUGAAGACCUUUCUUUUGGUGAUGACUUCUGUUGUCUUUGAUUGUAGCUAAAAGUAACAUAAACAUCCGUUACCUUGUAAUAACAAUGUGAUCAUAAUCAUGUCCCUAAAGUAAUUACUUUUAAUGUUGAUUAAAACUUAGCAAUACCAUGUACUGCGGCAUAAAGUAUCUCCGAUUUUGUUAUUGUUAAUAUGGAUACUAGUACAGUGUAUUAUGAUUUUCAUCUAAAAUAUGUAACAUGAAUUUUUUUUAAUUUCUCUCUCUCUCUCUCUCUCUCUCUCUCUCUCUCUCUCUCUCUCUCUCUCUCUCUCUCUCUCUCUC
Gigantopelta aegis is the source of this 4475-nucleotide messenger RNA. RefSeq names its product sodium-dependent dopamine transporter-like. The record is from RefSeq and is a predicted model, not a curated record. Gene Ontology annotation, biological process: sodium ion transmembrane transport; dopamine uptake involved in synaptic transmission. Lineage: Eukaryota; Metazoa; Mollusca; Gastropoda; Neomphalida; Peltospiridae. Gene Ontology annotation, molecular function: dopamine:sodium symporter activity. Bases 76 to 2019 code for a protein of 647 amino acids. Gene Ontology annotation, cellular component: presynaptic membrane; neuron projection; neuronal cell body membrane. The transcript has 15 exons.